AUGAGAAAAACCACAGCCAUUGUUUCAUCCUUUGCAAUUCACAUUAUUCUUCUUGCUUCUUCUAUUCCUUUCUCAUGCACCCAACAGAAUGAAAAAACCAGCAACACAGAUUUAAUAGACCAAAUAUGCAAAAAAACACCUUUCUACGACCUAUGCACUUCCAUCCUAAACUCCACCCCACAAACCCCAAAACCCGAUCUAAAAACCGUCGCACUCGUAAUGGUAAACAACAUUCUCUCAAACGCAACCGACACACUAAACUUCAUCGAAGCAUUGAUCAAGAAAACCUCAGAUCGUGAAAUGGAACAGGCAUUGGCUUUCUGUGCUGAAUCAUAUAUCCCUGUUGUGAAGUACACUCUUCCUCAGGCUGCUGAUGCUAUUACUCAAAACCGUUUUGGGUUUGCUGGUUACUGUGUUUCUGAUGCUGUCAAAGAAGUUAACUCUUGUAAUAAGAAGUUUUCAGGCUUGUUGUUGUCACCUUUAGGGGAUAGAAAUGGGAUUGUUCAGAAGCUUGUGGACGUGGCUUCUGCUAUUAUUAAACAACUUUUGAAGGGUUGA
Molecule: messenger RNA, 558 nt
Organism: Lathyrus sativus (Indian pea)
Lineage: Eukaryota; Viridiplantae; Streptophyta; Magnoliopsida; Fabales; Fabaceae
Source: the annotation of a GenBank genome assembly